AUGUCUGAAUCAACUAUUGUCCUUAUUACAGGUGCCAAUUCAGGUGUGGGCUAUGCAACAGCUGAAACCAUUGCAUCUCAGCCAGGCUACCAUGUAAUCCUGGCCUGUCGAGACCUUUCAAAGGCAAAUCAGGCACGGUCUGAACUUGAAGCUACCAAUAUUCAAGGAACACUUUCCGUUCUUCAACUGGAUGUCGAGGACGACAUUUCGAUCUCCAAGGCAGUUAAUUCUGUUUCUGAACAAUUCGGUCGAGUCGACGUCUUCAUCAGUAAUGCAGGCACAACUUCACCUGGUUCUACUGGACGGGAUAGGCUUCAAAAGAUAUUCUCUACAAACGUUUUCGGUGCGAUGCUUGUCUCGGAGGCUUUUAUCCCCCUUCUCCUUCAAUCCAGUCGUCCGUGCCUGAUUCAAAUAUCGAGCGCAUUAGGCUCGGUCGGACUUGCAACCGAUCCAUCGAGUGAGCACAGUAUACCCCCGUGGGAUGAAUACCGCAUGAGCAAAGCUGCAUUGAAUAUGAUGACAAUUCAGAUGAAUAAGCGACUGAAGGACCAAAAUGUGCGAGUCUUCGCCUUCUGCCCCGGCCUUGUGCGAUCAAAGUUGAGAGGUGAAUCUGAGGAAGCAGUCAGUGCUCAAGGGCAUGCCGGAGACCCCAUGGAAUCUGGAAAAGCCAUUCUGGACAUUGUAGCCGGGCGCAGAGAUGAAUAUGCUGGCCAAUUUGUUUGGAAAGACGGAUUUUAUCCUUGGUAG
Penicillium daleae is the source of this 747-nucleotide messenger RNA. RefSeq names its product putative short chain dehydrogenase/reductase. The record is from RefSeq and is a predicted model, not a curated record. Lineage: Eukaryota; Fungi; Ascomycota; Eurotiomycetes; Eurotiales; Aspergillaceae. The coding region runs from base 1 to 747 and encodes 248 amino acids. The transcript has 2 exons.